Messenger RNA from Octodon degus (degu), 2873 nucleotides. RefSeq names its product eukaryotic translation initiation factor 3 subunit B (gene Eif3b). Gene Ontology annotation, biological process: translational initiation. Gene Ontology annotation, molecular function: RNA binding; translation initiation factor activity; translation initiation factor binding. The record is from RefSeq and is a predicted model, not a curated record. NCBI's taxonomy places the organism in Eukaryota, Metazoa, Chordata, Mammalia, Rodentia, Octodontidae. The coding region runs from base 104 to 2389 and encodes 761 amino acids. The transcript is spliced from 18 exons. Gene Ontology annotation, cellular component: eukaryotic translation initiation factor 3 complex.
ACAGCACCUCCAGGCGCACGCACAUGGCUAGGUGCUAGCCGGCGCGGGGCGGUCUGGGAGUCGGAAGCGCGCGGCGGAGCCGGGCGAAGACGAUCGCGGGCCCAUGCAGGACGCGGAGAACGUGGCGGCGCCCGAAGCGGCCGACGAGCGGGCAGAGCCCGCACGGCAGCAGCCGGCUACUCAGCCACCCCCGGAGGAGGAAUCGGCUGGGCCCGGAGCGCCUGAAUCGGCGCAGAGCGAGGACGCCGAGGAAGAGGCGGCAGCUGGGCCAGAGGUGAGUGCUGAGCCGACGGAGGAGGCGACCCCCGGCCCUGCCGCAUCGCCCCCGCCCCUGCCCACUGAGGACCGGGCGCUGCAGGCCGAGUUCAGAUCCUCGGGAGAACAGGCCAGCGAGCAGUGCACCGAGGAGGCGGCCGGGCCCGAGGGCAGCGCGGCCGAGGCCGCCCAGCACCCGGUGGAGAACGGCGAGGCAGACGAGCCCUCCUUCAGCGACCCCGAAGACUUUGUGGAUGACGUGAGCGAGGAAGAAUUGCUUGGCGAUAUACUCAAAGAUCGGCCUCAGGAAGCAGAUGGGAUUGAUUCGGUGAUUGUAGUGGACAAUGUUCCUCAGGUGGGACCUGACCGACUUGAGAAACUCAAAAAUGUCAUCCACAAGAUCUUUUCCAAAUUUGGUAAAAUCACAAAUGAUUAUUAUCCUGAAGAGGACGGAAAGACAAAAGGAUAUAUCUUCCUGGAAUAUGCAUCUCCUGCCCAUGCUGUGGAUGCUGUGAAAAAUGCUGAUGGCUACAAGCUCGACAAGCAGCACACGUUCCGAGUGAACCUCUUCACCGAUUUUGACAAGUACAUGACCAUCAGUGACGAAUGGGAUAUUCCAGAAAAACAGCCUUUCAAAGACCUGGGAAAUUUACGUUACUGGCUGGAAGAGGCAGAAUGUAGAGAUCAAUACAGUGUGAUUUUUGAGAGUGGAGACCGGACUUCCAUAUUCUGGAAUGAUGUGAAGGAUCCUGUCUCAAUUGAAGAAAGAGCGAGGUGGACAGAGACAUAUGUGCGUUGGUCUCCCAAGGGCACCUACCUGGCCACCUUUCAUCAGCGAGGCAUCGCUCUUUGGGGGGGAGAGAAAUUCAAGCAGAUCCAGAGGUUCAGCCACCAAGGCGUUCAGCUCAUCGACUUCUCGCCUUGUGAGAGAUACCUGGUGACCUUUAGCCCCCUGAUGGACACUCAGGAUGACCCUCAGGCCAUAAUCAUCUGGGACAUCCUUACUGGGCAUAAGAAGAGAGGUUUUCACUGUGAGAGCUCAGCCCACUGGCCUAUUUUCAAGUGGAGCCAUGAUGGCAAGUUUUUUGCAAGAAUGACAAUGGACACCCUUAGCAUCUAUGAAACUCCUUCUAUGGGUCUUUUGGACAAGAAAAGUUUGAAGAUAUCUGGAAUAAAAGACUUUUCUUGGUCUCCUGGUGGUAACAUAAUAGCCUUUUGGGUGCCGGAAGACAAGGAUAUUCCAGCCAGGGUGACCCUGAUGCAGCUUCCUAGCAGACAAGAAAUCAGAGUGAGAAAUCUCUUCAAUGUGGUGGAUUGCAAGCUGCACUGGCAGAAAAAUGGAGAUUACUUGUGUGUUAAAGUAGACAGGACUCCGAAAGGCACCCAGGUAAGUGGGUGCCAGGUGGUGUACCCCUACUGCAUCUUCUCCCACUCCUCGCAUGAGCAUUGUGUCUGUGUUGGCUGUGGCACGGACUCAUGGGCACUUGCUUUUCUUCCAGAAAUGUUCGAUAAGCAGCAGGCAAACACCAUCUUCUGGAGUCCCCAGGGGCAGUUUGUUGUGCUAGCCGGUCUGAGGAGCAUGAAUGGAGCCCUGGCGUUCGUUGACACCUCAGACUGCACUGUCAUGAACAUUGCAGAGCACUACAUGGCCUCUGAUGUCGAAUGGGAUCCCACUGGACGCUAUGUGGUCACCUCUGUGUCCUGGUGGAGCCAUAAGGUGGACAAUGCCUACUGGCUGUGGACAUUCCAGGGACGCCUCCUGCAGAAGAAUAACAAGGACCGCUUCUGCCAGCUGCUGUGGAGACCCCGGCCCCCGACACUGCUCAGCCAGGAGCAGAUAAAGCAAAUUAAAAAGGAUCUGAAGAAAUACUCGAAAAUCUUUGAACAGAAGGAUCGUUUGAGCCAGUCCAAAGCCUCAAAGGAACUUGUGGAAAGGCGGAGAACCAUGAUGGAAGACUUCCGGAAAUACCGGAAGAUGGCUCAGGAGCGCUACAUGGAGCAGAAGAAUGAGCGUCUGGAGCUGAGAGGAGGGGUGGACACAGAUGAGCUGGACAGCAAUGUGGAUGACUGGGAGGAGGAGACCAUUGAGUUCUUUGUCACAGAGGAGAUCAUUCCCCUUGGGAACCAGGAGUGACCAGAGCACUGUGGUCACCAUGCUGGGCCUGGCGCCGAGGCCCUCCUGCAGAAAGCCUGCACACCUGGGUUUUUACCUGUGCUUUCUUUCACUCUGGACUGUGAACGCACCUGGGAUCCUUCCAUCAUGACACGAUUUUGUGCCUUUAACCCCUGGUGUCCGCAGUGGGCAGUUUUAGGCACUGCUUUCACUUUCUGCUGUUUGGAUGUCAGCACCGCCAUGAUUGCACCUGGACUCCAGCUGCAGUGCUCCUGUGGCUGCUCUCUUGCUGUGGUGGUGUUUACAGGGGUCGCCUCAGCCAAGCGGUGGGUUUCUGUGUUCGAGGACUUGGCCCUGCGUGGGCCUGUGUUGGGUGGAUCCUGGAGACCAGCAGGAGGUGCUCACCAGGUGCCCAGGAAGCACUGCCCUCACCUGCCCUUCUGGAUGGCAGGUCCUCUUGGCAGGCUGACCGUGGAAAUAAAGCAAACCUGUAUGAACAAGCUGU